AUGUUUGCACACGCGGACCGCCCCACACUGGAAGCCCUCGAGGCAGUGGCGGCGUAUGCAGCAGCGGUGCGCGCAGAGGCACAGGCGGACAGUGCAGCGGGCACGGAGGGCGGUGGGGAGAGCAGUGCGAGGGGGCGUGCGGACGGGGUGGAGGUGGAGGAGCAUCGAUCCGCUUAUGACGUGCUGUGUGGGGAGCGCGGCGAACUCAAGGUGGGGAGGGAGGAGUGCAGGUGGGGCAAGCACCUGAGAGUGCUGUUUCUGGACCGACAGCACUUCCCCAACGGGGCCGUCUACUCCAUCUGGCGCUCGCGCAACGCUGCUGCGUCGUGCCACCGCCUGCGCUGCAUGACCCUGCACAACGGGGUCAUCGUGGGUGAGUCAACCGUCACUGCGCCCACUGCCCACGCCCAGUAG
Closterium sp. Naga37s-1 is the source of this 414-nucleotide messenger RNA. The record is from the annotation of a GenBank genome assembly. NCBI's taxonomy places the organism in Eukaryota, Viridiplantae, Streptophyta, Zygnematophyceae, Desmidiales, Closteriaceae.